UUCUCUCUCUGUCACAUUUCAAUAUUUAACAACUCCUGGGAAAAGGAGCCUCGGGUUUUCUACACCAACUGCAAGCAGCCUGUUACGCGAUAUUAUUAUGUUAAUAUAUAUGUCUUUGUAUCUAUCAGGCUCGCAUUUAUAUUCAUUGUAUUUCCCUACCCAACCCUUCUCAGAACCCGCACUUCUCUUCUUCAGUUUCAGAUUUCAACACUCUGUUCUUGAUCGACGACAAACGAAGAAAACACACAGGUUCAUAUGCCGAAGCUUGUUCUUAAAGGAGGGAGCCGUCCGCCAUGGGUGGGGUUGGCAGCAGCUGUUUGGGUUCAGAUAUCUGCUGGCAAUGCUAUCAACUUUCCACUCUACUCUCCUGCCUUGAAAUCCGUGCUUGGAUUCAAUCAGCAGCAUCUCACCAUCCUCGGUGUCGCUAAUGAUAUUGGGGAGAAUGUGGGUUUGCUCCCUGGUGUUGCAUGCAACAAGUUUCCUCCAUGGGCUGUGCUUCUCGUCGGCUCUGUCGCUUGCUUCUUCGGCUAUGGUGUCCUCUGGCUCGCCGUUAGCCAGACUGUUCAGGGUUUGCCUUAUUGGGUGUUAUGGCUUGCACUUGUUCUUGCUGCCAAUAGCAAUGCAUGGUUUAGCACUGCAGUUUUAGUAACUAACAUGAGGAACUUCCCCCUCAGUAGGGGAACUGUUGCGGGUAUCCUCAAAGGCUAUGUUGGAAUCAGUGCUGCAGUAUAUACAGUGGUAUAUAAUUUGAUACUAGACCAAUCUACUCCUGAUCUUCUUUUGUUCCUUGCUCUUGGACUUCCAAUAAUAUGUUCAUCUAUGAUGUUCUUCAUUCGGCCUUGUACCCCAGCUUCCGGUGAAGACUCUUCUGUGCAUGUCCAUUUUGUUUUUGCCCAAGCUGCAAGUAUUUUGCUUGCCUGCUAUCUUCUUGUAACCACGGUAAUAAGUCGGAGGGUUUCACUGAAUGAUGAGACUUCCUACAUACUAAUUGCUGGGAUGAUUAUAAUCUUGAUGGCUCCACUGGCAAUUCCAAUCAAAAUGACACUUUUCCCUGCCAGUACCAAGAAACUUAGCCCACAAGCAGGUUCUUCAGAGAAUGUGGCUCAUGUCGAAAGUGAUUCAACCCAAACAGAUCCAUUAUUGGCUCCGUCAUCAUCAGCUUCACAUCUCGGAAGUUUCUCUGAGAAUGAGUAUGCCUCAGAUGUGGAAACACUUCUUGCUGAGGGGGAGGGAGCAGUAAAGAAGAAAAAGAGACCGAGGAGGGGAGAAGAUUUCAAGUUUACUGAGGCUUUUAUCAAGGCCGACUUUUGGCUUCUGUGGCUGAUAUAUUUUCUUGGGGCUGGUUCUGGAGUGACUGUUCUCAACAACUUGGCUCAAAUUGGGGCUGCAUUUGGUGUUGAAGAUACAACAAUAUUGUUGUGUCUAUUCAGCUUUUUCAAUUUCCUUGGUCGUCUUGGCUCGGGUGCUAUUUCUGAACACUUUAUCAGGUCAAGGACAAUUCCUCGAACAUUCUGGAUAAUAUUGAGUCAACUUAUUAUGGUCGUAACUUUCCUUUUGUAUGCUUUAGCUCUCAGUGGUACUCUUUACGCUGCAACUGCACUGCUUGGAGUUGGCACUGGGUUUCUCUACUUGGCAAUUCCUACAGUCUCUGAGCUCUUUGGCUUGAAACAUUUUGGAAUCAUUUAUAAUUUCAUACUUCUGGGAAAUCCUGCUGGUGCUAUGCUUUUCUCGGGACUGCUUGCUGCUCAUGUAUAUGAUGCAGAAGCUUCAAGGCAGGGAAGGUCCAUCUGCUUGGGUCCUGAUUGCUUCAGGUUAACAUUCUUGAUUCUAGCGGGUGUUAACAUGCUAGUUGCAGUCUUGAGCAUAAUUUUGACAGUUAGAAUACGCCCAGUUUAUAAGUCACUCUAUGCUUCGGGUUCUUUUCUUCUGCCUCAAUCUUCAAAUCAUUGAUUUUGGAAGUGACAAAAACCUAGGCAUGCCCAUUUUAUAGUGGUUUGCUCUGGCAAUGUAUUGUUCCAGGUUUUGCUACAUGUUAUAUGUGGUGCUGAUUUAGGCCAGUUCUGAUGUCUCCUACUUCGAAUGUAGUGGUUAAUAUUUUAGCUGCUGCUGUUAUAGGCCAUUGCUUAAAUACAAAAUGAGUUUGAGAUGACUUAUUUGAUGAAAUGAAGAGGAUUUACUGU
This is a messenger RNA of Carica papaya (papaya), 2180 nucleotides long. RefSeq names its product protein NUCLEAR FUSION DEFECTIVE 4-like. Lineage: Eukaryota; Viridiplantae; Streptophyta; Magnoliopsida; Brassicales; Caricaceae. The record is from RefSeq and is a predicted model, not a curated record. Gene Ontology annotation, cellular component: membrane.